GUUUGUUGCACCGGCGGGGAAUUGAAAUAUACACUAGCUGUCCUUGGAGCAUGACAAUAAACAAUGGCAGCGACCGAAUGAACUUGAACAAGCCAUCCAAACAAAGGAAUGUAAAACUCUUGCGUUUUGGGCCAUGUUAAAACUCUAGUGCGUAUAGGCACCAAUGGAGUUUGAUUGCACUAGCGAUCUAGGAACUCUCAGUGAGCAAAUUUCACAUUGUCAUUUUAAAAGAAGUUAGAUGGAACCGACAUGUGUGAAGACGUCAGAGCAUCGUUUGGAUGAUUGGUUAAUUAUUUUGAAGGAACAUCAUAUUUUAAAAUCUCUUGGACCAGAAAGAAAAGCGUUUGAAGAGAGUGUGGACCUUCCUGCCAUCCCUGAGAUGAUAUUUGACCAAAAUUCACUCUCAAUUUAUUUCUGUCACUCGGAAGAUAUACAAACUAAAGUAUGUAGAAUUGAUUUUAAUGCACUCGAUGCUCUUAAAUUGGUGGAUCCAAAGAACAUAACAGUUGAGGUACCUUUCGCAAAGGAUUGGCGAGAAUCCCGAUCUACUAACAAUGAAGAGCUAGUAGCACAUAAACCAUAUGACUGGACAUUCACCACUCCUUAUACAGGAACAUUGUCUGGUUCCAUUUCUGCUAGCCUGACACUCUCAGGACCUUGGAAUGUGUCUCGUACAACUGAAGGUUUAGAUAUGGAGUACUUACGUCGGAAAGAUCCCAUUAAAUUUUUUGUCAAUACAACAUUGUAUGAAGAUGAAUUAGGUGAUAAUGGAAUGUCUAUGUUAAAUGUAAAAUUUCGCGCAAUGUCCACCGGCUUCUUCUUGUUACAGCGUUUCUUUUUGCGUGUUGAUGGUGGGCUCUUACGAGUGUAUGACACACGAAUACAAUGGCGUCAAAGUGAUAGUUACUUACUUCGGGAUGUACGUCGAGUAGAAAGUUCGUCGUGGAAAUCAGAAAUGAAUGGAGUUAGUUUAGAAUUAGCGGAUCAAUUAUGUGACACAGUAAUUGAACACUAUACAGAAAAACUUGUACCACUAAGUGUAAAUACAUUUUAGAGAAAAAAAUACUUAUACUUAUUUUGUAUGACUAUUGUAAUAGAAAAAAAAUAAUAAAUUUAUGUAAAUAACGAA
This is a messenger RNA of Trichobilharzia regenti, 1129 nucleotides long. Lineage: Eukaryota; Metazoa; Platyhelminthes; Trematoda; Strigeidida; Schistosomatidae. The record is from the annotation of a GenBank genome assembly.